AUGACACACUUCUUCCAUGGUCGCCGAAAACCAAAGUCGCUCCCAGCGGACAAGACGGGGACGGCAAAGAGUCGGGCGUGGAUUGAGGAGCGGGGGCGUGACUUCCACCCCGCCUUUGCGGUGGAGAGCGAAUUCGAUGAGCAACAAGAGAAGUACAUUCCCGCCGAGCUGGCGACAAUUAGAGAUCUUGAAACACUUUUAAAGCAUCAUGAUGCCAUCGCGCCUCCGGAGGAGCCAAGAUUCUAUGACUACACAUGGCAGAUGGUUCUGAGGACACUAGAUGAAGCAAAGGAUGUGGCAUCAUCUCGUAGAGACUAUACAUCUACUGCUGUCCAGGGCCUUGGCAUGUUAGCUCCCUUGAAAGAUGCCAUACCUGACGAAUACGGACUGAGUGUUGUGAAGGGGGUAUUGGGACUAGUAUUUGAGACUGCGAAACGAGGAGUAGAAAACCGCGCCAAAAUCUUGGAGGCCUUCGAGACGGUGCCCGAGACUGUUCUGACAAUCCAGACGGCCUAUAACUACUUGAACCCCACAGCGGAUGACGAGGAAUUGUGGUACCGAAAGGUCACAGAGUCCCUCACUCUGAGAAUCCGAGAGACUCUCACGGUCGACCAGGUACUUUCAGACUGGAACCGUUAUCUCGUAACCAUCAAAGAGCGAUUAGAACGCAUGAAAGUCAAGAUCACUGCUGCUACGGCCUACCACAGCAGCGAAUCGCACCGAUUGGGCUUGGAAGCAAAUACCAACAUCCAGACUCUUCACACUGAGCUUCAAGGAGCCCGCAGCGAUAUUAAAGACCUGGUCACUGAAGUGAAGAAGCAGGUUGGAGCUGAGUAUCGAGAGGUCUUUGCCUUUCAAAAAGAGCAAUCCGGCGCACAGGCUAUGACAGAGCUACUAUAUGAGUUCAAGGCGCUAUGUAAGGAGUCUCGGGAGCAGUACGAGGUCCAACAGUGUCAAAUCUUUCUCUUGCAACGCGCCUACUCGGACCUGGCACAUGAGAACGAAGCUCUUCAAUCAACCCUCUCACUUAGCAGCACAAAUUCUCGAGACUCAACAUCUACAACAGUCACCCCAAUCGAACUACUCGGGAUAUUGGGCGUCUCACCACAUACGGCAGCCCAAGACCUUGAGAUCGUCCUCCAAGAAGGCAGUAGAUUUAAAUCCUCAUACCUCGGACGUGUGCGAUGGCUCGCCAGAACCGAUGAGUUUACUGAAUGGCUUCGGGCCCCACAAUCAUCACUCCUUCUAGUAGACGGCCGUCUGGAUACCAAUCCAGCGAUAAUGGUCACUCCAAUGUCAAUAUUCGUUUCAACAUUCAUAUACAGCCUAAUCAGCAGCCCCGACUGUCUACCUCUAUUCUUCUUCGCAUCACUACACGACGACCAAGAAGAUCCCGAACUCAGCGGCCCGACAGGGAUGAUGCGAAGUCUCAUCACCCAGCUUCUCUUCAGCGACAAGCUCGCCACACCAAGCCUUCAAUUUCUGGGUAGAGGGUUUCUCAACGCCUGCGAGAGCAACAACAUCAAAGCGCUCUGUGAGUUAUUCAGACGGCUCGUUCUGCAGGUUCCACCAAAUAUACAAGUCAUCUGCAUCCUGGAUGGGACAGCUGCAUAUGAGAAAGAGCCAAUAACAGGGGAAGAGAUCGACUAUGUAGCGGCCCUGUUUCAGCGACUCGUCGAGGAUUCGGUGGACGCAGAUUCUGUGCGGCUGAAGGUGCUUUUUACAUUCGCAAAUCAAAGUCUGCAGAUCUCGGAUAGGGUGGAUAUGCAUCCUGAUGUCUGGCGGUAUGCUUCGCUGGCGGCUGGACAUGUGGAUUAUCUGUCUCGGCUAGAUUUUAGACAGGAUUGGAUGGAGUGA
Molecule: messenger RNA, 1857 nt
Organism: Aspergillus costaricaensis CBS 115574
Lineage: Eukaryota; Fungi; Ascomycota; Eurotiomycetes; Eurotiales; Aspergillaceae
Exons: 5
Coding region: 1-1857 (618 amino acids)
Source: RefSeq, a predicted model, not a curated record